Syngnathus typhle (broad-nosed pipefish) is the source of this 3131-nucleotide messenger RNA. RefSeq names its product adaptor protein, phosphotyrosine interaction, PH domain and leucine zipper containing 2 (gene appl2). The transcript has 21 exons. Gene Ontology annotation, cellular component: endosome membrane; cytoplasm. Gene Ontology annotation, molecular function: protein binding. Lineage: Eukaryota; Metazoa; Chordata; Actinopteri; Syngnathiformes; Syngnathidae. Bases 85 to 2094 code for a protein of 669 amino acids. The record is from RefSeq and is a predicted model, not a curated record. Gene Ontology annotation, biological process: signaling.
CGCGCAGAGAUCUCUGGGAAAUAGAGUCCGACGUGCUUAAUAAUUCAAGACCUGAUUAUUCAUUACUUAACCGCCGCUCACAAAAUGCCGGCCGUACACCACAAACUACUCCUGGAGGACGCUUUGCAGGACAGUCCCCAGACUCGUUCCUUGCUCAGCGUGUUUGAGGAGGAUGCAGCCAACCUCACGGACUACACCAACCAGCUGCUGCAGUCCAUGCAGCGUGUCUACGGAGCUCAGAGCGAGAUGGGUUUGGCCACAGAGCAGCUCUCACGCCAGCUUCUUGCCUAUGAAAAGAAAAAUUUUGCCCUCGGCAAAGGUGAUGAAGAAGUGGUCUCCACGCUGCAGAACUUUGCCAAAACUGUGCAGGAGCUGAACUCGCUGCACUCGGAUCUCGCCAAUCAGAUGGCGGACACCAUGGUCUUCCCCUUGAUCCAGUUCAGAGAAAAAGAUCUGACGGAGAUAAGCACGCUGAAGGAAAUCUACGGCAUCGCCACCGACGAGCACGAGGCAGCCAUGGUCAAGUACAGCCGCUUACCCAAAAAGAGGGAAAAUGAAAAGCUGAAGGCCGACAUGGUGAGGGAGGUGGCGUACACGCGCCGGAAGCAGCACCAGGCCUCACUGCAGUAUUACUGCGCCCUCAAUGCCCUGCAGUACCGCAAGAGGGUGGCCAUGUUGGAACCCAUGCUAGGCUACACGCAAGCGCAGGUUCUUUUCUUCAAGAAAGGCCUGGAGUUGGUGUCGAGGAAGCUGGACAACUUUCUGGUCUCGGUGUCGAACGUGACGCAAAACAUCCAGGCUCAACUGGACGCCGAGGCCGAGGCCAUGCGCAUGACCCAGAAGGAGCUGCUGUCCGUGGACGAAGCCGUCUACACGCUGGAUAAGGACGGCGAGCCGGUCAACCGCACACUCAUCCAGAAAGCUGGUUUUCUCAACAUCAGGAACAAAACCGGCCUGGUGACCACAGCGUGGGACCGCCUCUACUUCUUCACUCAGGGGGGCAACCUCAUGUGUCAGCCAAGGGGGGCUGUGGCAGGGGGCAUGGUGCUGGACCUGGACAACAGCUCGGUCAUGGCCAUCGAGUGCGAAGACAGACAUUACUGCUUCCAAAUCACCUCCCCCACCGGAAAAGCGUCAAUGAUCCUGCAAGCGGAGAGCAAGAAGGAAUAUGAAGAGUGGAUUUGCACCAUCAACAACAUCUCCAGACAGAUCUACCUGACUGACAACCCGGAGGCUGUGGCCAUCCGGUUGAACCAAACCGCCAUCCAAGCCGUCACGCCAGUCACCAGCUUUGAAAAGAGGCAGGAAGGCUCGCCCGACCCUGACAGGGCCAAACCAGGGGGUGUUUUCUCCACCAGCACCGCCUCCCAGAAGUCCGGAGCCGGUCCGGAGCCGGAAGACCUGAUUGCCCCCGGGACGCCCAUCCAGUUCGACAUCGUGCUGCCCGCCUCUGAAUUCCUGGAACAGAACCGAGUGGACGGGAAACGCACUAAUCCAUUUGGCGAAACGGAUGACGACUGUUGCCAUGAAAGCGACGACUCCCUCUUGCAGCAGGUGUUUGCCGUGCGUUUCCUGGGCUCCAUGGCGGUGCGCUGCGGCGACAACCAGGAGGUGAUCUACGAGGCCAUGAGGCAAGUGCUCGCUGCCCGGGCCAUCCACAACAUCUUCAGGACUACAGAGUCGCACCUGAUGGUGACCAGCAGCAACCUGAGGCUGAUAGACCCUCAGACUCAAGUCACAAGAAUAAACUUCCAGCUGGGGGAGAUGUGUCAGUUUGCGGCCCACCAGGAGAACAGCAGGCUGAUGGGCUUUGUGGUGGAAGGCCGCGACUGGAGCGGCGGCGGUGGCCACGACGAAGGUGGCGAACCCUCCUUUACCGCCUUUGUCUUUGAGAGCAACACAGAGGGAGAGAAGAUAUGCUACACCAUGAGUUUGGCCAAGGAUAUUACAGAGGCCAAGAAGGACCCCGCGGCUCUGGCCCAGCUGAUGAAGAACAUGCCGCUCACCAACGACGGCAAAUUCCUGCUGCUGGAUGCCGAGAACAGCGACACGGCCGACGGGGACGGACUAGACGAUCUGGAGUCGGAGGCCUAGUAACCCCACAACCCACCCACGUCUUUACCACAUCAACCGGGACCGGAUUUGAUCCCAAAGUGGUUUUCCACUGUUGGAACUUCACAAUGGUACUUUCCAGGUGUCACCAUACUGAUGUCUUUUUUUUUUUUUUGGUUCUGCUUGAAGCCCUGCUUGGUAAAAGUGCAAUCCAGUUUAAACAGGAAUUUCGAGAGCAAGUUACAUAAUUGUAGUUGGCUUUCUUUCAAACUGAACUUGAGUAUGUACGGUCACCUCAGCUCAACAAUGCAGCAACUCAUUUAAAAAGUUUAUUUCAUUCCCUCUCGGAAGUAUUUAAAAAAACUUCUUAAAAUAUAUAACACCUCUCAACGGUAUAGUUUAACAACUUUAUAAAUUCCAACGUUAUUUUUUUCUUAGAAUUUUUUUUCUUGCAUCUUUAAUGAAUAACAUUACAAACUACUUUUUUUUUUCAUUAGACAUGAACACAAUUAUCAAUUUUAUAUCUGGACUACUAGACACGUUAAAGCUGCUGUUCACCUCCUAGUGGUGAAUAUUAGUAUAGCAUCCAUCAGAUAUUCAAGCACUUGAGAAAAAAUGGUGACGGUCCUUUGCAUAGGUUUACAGAUAUUUUUUACUUUUAUUGUUUCUUGCUUACGUGUGUUCAUUUUACUACAGUGGUAUCGUGACUUUGGAGUUUAAUUAAUUGUGUUUAGUACUCAAAAAGUAAAUCAUUUGAAAUGAAUUUAAAUGCCAUUAAUCUGCUUUAGGUCAAGGUACCACUGUAUUUGAACAUUUUCUCUCAUGUACAUUUUGCACACACAAUAAAAAGGGUUAAAUCUGUGUUGUAAAAAUCGACUUUGAAGGCUACAGAUUGCACUAAUGAAUGAAUUAAACAUUCCAUAGUUUGCCUCAUUGAAUCUUGCAUGUGACCUCCGGAAAAUGAAACAUUUGGAUUGUGGUGUAACAUUCUGUCUUUAUUUUGUAGAACUCUCUUCAACGUGAUCUGUAUGUCAGAUCUCCUGUGUGCUGUUGACAGAUUAAAAACAAUAAGAUCAGUA